This is a messenger RNA of Diplodia corticola, 570 nucleotides long. Its product is annotated as thioesterase superfamily protein. Gene Ontology annotation, molecular function: fatty acyl-CoA hydrolase activity. Bases 1 to 570 code for a protein of 189 amino acids. NCBI's taxonomy places the organism in Eukaryota, Fungi, Ascomycota, Dothideomycetes, Botryosphaeriales, Botryosphaeriaceae. The transcript has 2 exons. The record is from RefSeq and is a predicted model, not a curated record.
AUGGCGACCCCCUACGAUCCUCUGGCGCCUAAAUUUGAUGCUAGUAAACCCAUCAAGGAGCGUGGCUCGCAGUACAUCAAAUACGUCAUGGAGAACCCAGACUACAAGCGCUUCGACGCGACGGCGAUCCGGCAAUGCGAGCUGCUGUCGGCGCACGCGCGCGAGCCCCAGGCGGCGGACCGCACGGCGCCGGUGGCGGCGACGGCGUGGAAGGUGUGCGUGCCCGAGGAGCUGACCAACGCGGGCGGGGCGCUGCACGGCGGCGCGGUCGCGACGCUGUUCGACAUGCUGACGUCCUUCACCAUCUCGUGCGCCGCCGGCGUCGACGGCACCGGCUGGGAGGUCAACAACGUCAGCCGCACCCUCAACUGCUCGUACCUCAAGCCCGUCAUGCAGGGCGAGUGCAUGCGCGUCGAGUGCGAGGUCACGGCGCUGGGCAAGCGGAACGGGCUGUGUCGCGGCGUCAUGCGCAAGUGGAACGAGGAGCGCGAGGACGGCGCGGGCGGGGACGUGUGCUACACGUGCGAGCACGGGAAGGUGAAUACGGGCAUUGGGGCUUCGAAGCUCUGA